AGUGUGUCACGCGGCAUCUACCACUGAUCAACAUGAGCCGCAGUCUCUUAAGCGAGCCGUUGAUCCUUCUAUUACUCAUCGGUACCGGUUGGUGUGUGCUGAAAGACUCGAAAAUCGAAGCUCUCUAUGAUGGCAGUGUAUUACAGAUGCCUCUGACUAAUCUCGCUAGCAGUGAACCGUUCAUCAAACAGAUAACUAUUGCCCCGAGUAGUAACACUACAUUUAAUGUAACAAACGUUUCAUCCUCCGCUUCGUUUAUUAUCGUUCAAGUUCAUACAUAUCAGUAUAAUGUUACGUUGUCAUACGAUAAGGAUCACCUUCAUAAAGUUUCGAACAGGAGUGUAUUUGGAUCGAAUAUCGGCCUUUACGUUAAGGCGGGUUCGAGUAUAGUCACGCAGCUCUACUUGAGAAAUGAUAAUCUCCACCUUGUUGAUGCCAUAGCCGUUGCCAUUAUUUAUAAUGAUAAAGCACCCGUACCGGGUGGAUGCAACAUGGAGUUCAAUACGGAAAUCGCGCCGUACGCGAGGCUACAGCUGCAGGACACGAUGGUUGUUUUCGACACGCAACCAGCCUCGAUACCAUUUAACGACACCGUGAAGCCGUUUUGCGACAAAAAUCCAGUGGAACACAGCAUGUAUCAGAUGUUCAUAACCGAGCAGGACUUUUCACCUGAAUCCUACUUCAUAGCUAUUUCGAGUAUGCUCACCGUGGAUGAUAUCGUGGAGAAUGGCCGAAAGGUCUCAAGCACCACGCUACUUUCUCCGAUGAGAAAAGUCUUCAGCGCAUACACCGGAACCGGAUCUGUCUACGUCGCUGUAGCUACAUACGGGAAGUUAUCGACUGCAUACGUACCCACCUUCUCCUACGCCUGCAGCCCUGUGCUUUACCCAGAAUCCUGCGACGUGUUAACUGAUACUUUCCCGAAAUUCAUCUGCGCUGGCUGCUUCUUCUUGGGCCUCCUCUCAGUCUGCCUAGGACAUUACCACCUUCCUAUCGACCAGUCGUUGCCCAUAUUUUUCACUUCAACUAUACUCGGUUACAUGAUCACACAAAACAUCGGAUGGGCCUUGCUAAUAGGCCUUUUCGGCAUGAUCCUAUGGCAUUGCUUCCGCGUAUGCUUCCCUAUACUCGGCCUGGGUUUGUUCAACAUCAGCCUAGGGUUCUUCUUCACCAACGUCGUCUACUUUCAUGCACCAGAUUCUUUUAUAAUUCUCCAAAGCAAUUGGGUCUUCUGGUCACUGUUUGCGUCAAUGGUAGUUCUCAUUUCGUUAAUCAUGAUGUCACUGCAUAUCGUUGCCUGUGUCGUAUCCUGCGCGAUAUAUUCGUCGUACAUGAUGGUGUUGCCGUUAGAUUAUUGGGUCGGCUCCUCUCUGAAAUACAUCAUUAUAAAUGUGAUAAGAAGAGCGACCGUGGAUGGCUACCAGGACGCUAUUAUUUCACCUCCUACUCAGGGAAAGGAUAUCGCCUUAAUCUGCUUGUGGGUGUUGCUGGCAGCAUAUCGGUGCAUAAAGGGAUCUGUAUCAGGUAUAUCUGGAGAGAAAAUACCUCUUCUAAGCGACAUGUAAUCUGAAUGAUUGUUCUCGAUAG
This is a messenger RNA of Dufourea novaeangliae, 1587 nucleotides long. RefSeq names its product transmembrane 7 superfamily member 3-like. The record is from RefSeq and is a predicted model, not a curated record. The coding region runs from base 33 to 1565 and encodes 510 amino acids. NCBI's taxonomy places the organism in Eukaryota, Metazoa, Arthropoda, Insecta, Hymenoptera, Halictidae. The transcript has 8 exons.